UGUACAACAUUGUCCUGACAAACUGCUCUUCCCACUCUGGGGAUCUAACAAAUACUUUCUCAAUCAGUGAUCCCUUCCCACUGAUCAGGCAUCGGAACUUAUCCAGAAUAUACUGUACGGUGGAAAGGGAUAGAGUAUAUAAACUGUCAAGGACCAUCACUGCAGCUGCAAUGAAGGGACCAUAAAAGAUCUGCAACCAAGCAGACAGCUUGUCAUCCACAUCUGGUUCACAGAGACAGACCGUGAGGCAACUGCAAUCAGAGAGAUCCCUGCAAGGCUGAACCAGAGGCUGUAAGCACCUCAAAUUCACCCCAACCUGCAACAAAUACAAUUUCCUGGCUAAUUUUCCUGUUUGGCGUCCUAACUCAGUGGGGUUGGAGUCUCUCCCUGAGCCUCAGGAUGAGUUGUAUUACCUUAUCUGUGUUGCUCUUAUUGCUGUCAUGUGCCUUGGCCAACAUUAAAGAUAACAACCUUUCCGGAUUUUGUGCUGGACAUCCAGGAAUUCCAGGAACUCCAGGACGUAAUGGGUAUCCAGGGCUGCCGGGGCGGGAUGGGAGAAAUGGGAGGGAUGGAAUGCCUGGAUUACCAGGACAGAAGGGCGAUGCAGGAAUACAAGGUUUGCGUGGGCCAAUUGGGGAGCAAGGAAAUCCAGGGCUACCUGGACCAAUAGGUGAGAAGGGAGUCAAAGGGGACAGUAUAAUUAAUUACAAUUCAGCAUUCAGUGCAAAACGUUCCAAAACUCACACCCUGCCCCAGCUUGAGGAAGCGGUCCAGUUCGAUGUGAUUAUAUACAAUGAUCAAAGGCACUAUGACCCGGAGACAGGAAAAUUCACUUGUGAGAUUCCAGGCCUCUACUAUUUCGUGGUUCAUUCCACCGUUUUCAAAACCAGCCUGCAAUUUGACAUCAUGAAGAACAAUGUUUCCAUGUCGUCUUUCUUCCAGUACUAUGACAAUUGGCCAAAGCCUGUCUCACUGUCAGGUGGAGCUCUCAUGCAUUUGGACGCCAAGGACCAGGUGUGGGUGCAAGUGGCAGUGGGAGAUUACAACGGGAUUUAUUCUAGUGUAAAGACAGACAGCACCUUCACUGGGUUUUUAGUCUAUUCUGACUGGCAAAAUGCUCAAAUCCUGGUUUAAUGUUGUUACUUUUGCUCAUUGCUAUAUCAUGUAUGGAUUGUACUUUGCAUCAAACUGAACUUUAAACGUAUGAUAUUGGUAGAAAGUCAAUACUUCUUUGUGUACAUUGCAUCACCUGUACGGUUACAUCCUGUCCCUGAACUGUAAACCAAAUCCAAUGUCUGUUUAUAAACGAAGUCUAUUUUGUCUUUGCCCA
Molecule: messenger RNA, 1330 nt
Organism: Chiloscyllium plagiosum (whitespotted bambooshark)
Lineage: Eukaryota; Metazoa; Chordata; Chondrichthyes; Orectolobiformes; Hemiscylliidae
Gene: c1qtnf5
Product: C1q and TNF related 5
Cellular component (GO): plasma membrane; cell projection
Molecular function (GO): protein binding
Source: RefSeq, a predicted model, not a curated record